Messenger RNA from Calypte anna (Anna's hummingbird), 3410 nucleotides. It is a transcript of the gene SEMA3G, whose product is annotated as semaphorin 3G. The record is from RefSeq and is a predicted model, not a curated record. NCBI's taxonomy places the organism in Eukaryota, Metazoa, Chordata, Aves, Apodiformes, Trochilidae. The transcript is spliced from 16 exons. Gene Ontology annotation, molecular function: semaphorin receptor binding; chemorepellent activity. Gene Ontology annotation, biological process: negative chemotaxis; positive regulation of cell migration; negative regulation of axon extension involved in axon guidance. Bases 8 to 2329 code for a protein of 773 amino acids.
CGGCGGGAUGCAAGCGGUGGUGCCGGUGCCGGUGUGGCUGUGCUGGCUGGGGGCUGCGCUGCUGGCGGCGGGGAGCAGCCUGCCCCGGCUCCGCCUGCCCUACCGCGAGCUUUUGGGCACCAACCGCUCUGUUGUCUUCUUUGGCCACCGGGGCUUCCUGGGUUUCCGCUCCCUCUACCUGGAUGAGUACCGUGACCGGCUCUUCAUUGGGGGCAAGGAUAUGCUCUACUCCCUGCUCCUGGACAGGGCUAGCACAGAUGUCAAGGAGAUCUACUGGCCGCCGCUCCCUGGGCAGACAGAGGAGUGUUUUCGGAAGGGGAAGGACCCAGGGACCGACUGUGCCAACUACAUCCGUGUGCUGCAUCCCUACAACCGGACACACUUGCUGGCCUGUGGGACGGGCGCCUUCCACCCUGUCUGUGCCUUCAUCUACGUGGGGCCCCGUGGCGAGCACACCUUCAGCCUGAACCCUGCCUACGUGGAGACCGGCCGGGGCAGGUGCCCGCAUGAGCCCAGCCGCGCUUUCACCAGCACCGUCAUUGGAGGGGAGCUGUAUGCUGGCCUCACCGCAGAUUUCUUGGGCCGGGAUCCCGGCAUCUUCCGCAGCACGGGGACCCGCUCUGCCCUGCGCACUGAGGUGGACCAGCGCUUGCUCCACGACCCCAAAUUCGUGGCAACCCACUUGAUCCCAGACAACGAUGACCAGGACAAUGACAAAGCCUAUUUCUUCUUCACGGAGAAGGUGGUGGAGGCGGACAGCAAGGAGCUUGCCAUUGUCAGCCGGGUGGCACGCGUCUGCGUGAACGAUGCUGGAGGCCAGAGGGUGUUGGUCAACAAGUGGAGUACCUUCAACAAAGCCCGGCUAGUGUGUUCUGUCCCUGGUCCUGGUGGCAUUGACACCCACUUCGAUGAGCUGGAGGAUGUCUUCUUGCUGAGGACAAAGGAUAGGAAGAACCCAGAGAUCUAUGCCCUCUUCAGCACUGUCAGCCACGUAUUCCAGGGCUCUGCUGUCUGUGUGUACCGCAUGGCUGACAUCCGGGAGGUCUUCAAUGGGCCCUUUGCCCACCGGGACAGCCCCCACCACCAGUGGAGUGCCUACGAGGGCAAGGUGCCUUACCCACGGCCAGGCGUGUGUCCCAGCAAGACCACCAAUCAGCCCCGGAGGCAGUAUGGCACCACCAAGGACUUCCCUGAUGAGGUGCUGCACUUCAUCCGCUCUCACCCCCUCAUGUACAAGCCCGUGUACCCCCGGCACCGCCGGCCCCUCCUAGUGAAGAAGGACCUUCCCCACCGCCUGCACCAGCUCGUGGUGGACAGGGUGGAGGUGGAGGAUGGGCAGCAAGAUGUCCUCUUCCUUGGGACUGAUGCAGGCUUGGUGCUGAAGGUGGUGGUCCUGCAGAAGACAAGCUCAACUACGGCUGAGGAAGUCAUCCUGGAGGAGCUGCAGGUUUUUAAGGUGCCUGUGCCCAUCACCCAGAUGGAGAUCUCUGUCAAACGUCAAAUGCUCUACGUGGGCUCCAGCCUGGGGGUGGCCCAGGUACGGCUGCACCGGUGUGAGACCUACGGCAUGGCCUGUGCCGAGUGCUGCCUGGCCAGGGAUCCCUACUGCACCUGGGAUGGCACUGCCUGCACCCACUACCAGCCCUCUGGCAAGCGCCGCCAUCGCCGCCAGGACAUCCACCAUGGCAACCCUGCACACCAAUGCCUGGACCAGAAUCUGACUGUGGAUGAUUUUGAGAACAUUGAGGAGAAGGUGCUUUACGGGGCGGAGAACAACAGCACCUUCCUGGAGUGCGUGCCCCGAUCCCCACAGGCCAGCGUGCAGUGGUUCGUCCAGAGGCCUCCGGAUGAGCAGAGGGAUGAGGUGAAGACAGAUGAGCGGAUCCUGCAGACAGAGCAAGGGCUGCUCUUCCGCCAGCUGCACCCCCGCGACGCCGGCACCUACUACUGCAAGACCCUGGAGCAUGGCUUCACCCAGACAGUGGCCAAGACAGCCCUGAAGGUGAUCUCCAGCCAGCAGCUGGCACACCCCUUCCCCCGGCAGCGGGGGGACGAGCCCCUGCGCCUGCCUUGCCCCGAGCCUUGGCUGGCACCGCAGGUCCCCAAAGCCUGGUUCAAGGACAUCAUGUACCUCAUCAGCUCCCAGAACCGGCGGGGAGUGGAGGAGUACUGUGCCCGCCUCUGGUGUGGUGGCCGCCCCCACCACCGCAAGGGCAAGCUGGCCCAGAGCAAGCACAACCUGGCCAGCAUGGACGUGGACAAGAAGGGAAGGGUGGCCAAACCCCACAGCGAGAGGAACCGUGUCCCCCGGCAAGCGGCAGCCACUUAGGAGAGGGUGGGGUGGUGGGUGUGGGGUGGCUGUGGGUGAGGAACAGCUCCCUGCACUGCUGGUGGCCCCCAGGGGACUCCUGGAUUGUAGCAGCACCAGCCCUGUCCCUCCAUCCCCCCUGGCUGUGGUGGACGUGAUGCCAGCUCCUGGUCAGGUUUCUGUCACUCUUGGUGGCCACAGGGCCACCUCUGAAAUGGGCAGUGUGGUACGACACAGUGGCCACCUCCUGCUCUUGCUGGGUUCAGGGCCACGGUCACUGGGACAGGCUGGGGCACAGCAGGUGUGGUGUCACCACUGUGCCAUGUCCCCAGGGUCUGGCUGCCUUUCUCUGCAAAUAAAGGGGCCAAGCACGGUGCUCAGGGGAGCAGCUGACAGCUCCAGGCUCUUUCCACACCAGGACGGGGCCUGAGGAAGGUGAUGCCUGCUCCCUUGGGGAACACUGCCCAGCACCUACAAAGCCUCUGUGCACAGGGUGAUCUCCAUCAUCUGCUGUGCCUGAAGAGCUCGAGCUGUGCCACCCACAGCUCCCCCCUUCCCUUCUGUCCCCCUCCCCAGCCACAGAUGGUUUUGGGGCUGGGCAGGGUCGGAAGGAAAGCAAAUGGUUGCAGCAGGUUAGACCCGUUCCUGGGUAAACAUGGGAGAGGCACCAGUGCCACCAUUGAUGCCACUGCUGUCACUGUGCCCAGGCAGGAGCAGGGUGUGUUUCUGGUGGCCCUAUGGGGCUGGGGGGAAAAGGCUUGUUUGGGGUGGCUUGAUGCUGGCUGGUGGGGCUAAGGCAGCCCCCACAGCCUCCCCCAAGUGCAGGGGCUGGGGGGUGGGUGCUUGGAGAGAUCCUGCAGGCUGCUGGCACUGUCCCAGGCUGCCAGCAAGGUGCUCACUUUGCUUUCCUCACCCAACAUGAGCUCACUCACCUCCCCCAGUCAGGGUCAGCCUGGGGUGAUAAGGAUCUCCCCCUUCCUGAGGCAAGGCAGCCCCGCACAAUGGUGUGAACCACAGCCCUGCCGGCACGGGCAUUGUUUGGAGGCAGAGGAAAGGGAAAGAAAAAUAAUAAUAAUAAUAAUAAUUAAACUCCCUAAAUAGC